Messenger RNA from Zophobas morio, 1360 nucleotides. RefSeq lists its product as uncharacterized. Bases 88 to 1074 code for a protein of 328 amino acids. The record is from RefSeq and is a predicted model, not a curated record. The transcript has 6 exons. NCBI's taxonomy places the organism in Eukaryota, Metazoa, Arthropoda, Insecta, Coleoptera, Tenebrionidae.
GUGAAUCUUCAGUGGCAGUGGGGGCGAUAUCUAUUUAAACUAUGUGGGAUAAAUCGUAUUCAUCAUUUGAUCAUAGUUUAGUGGUUUAUGAAGAUGAAACCUUUUGUGUUGUUGACAACUCUGGUGGCUCUGGCCAGCGCCAGGCCCGAAGCCGGCUACAGCUACAGCCCUCCGUCUAGCUCGUACGGAGCGCCCUCCGGAGGCGGUGGUGGCUUCGGCGGCGGCUCCGGCAUCGGCGGUGGCUUCGGAGGAGGCGGCCACGGCGGAAGCGGCGGUGGCGGCGGCUUCGGCGGCGGAUUCGGAGGAGGAUUCGGCGGAGGCGCCGGAGGCGGAUUUGGCGGAGGCUCCGGAGGCGGAUUCGGAGGCGGAUCCGGCGGCGGUUUCGGAGGCGGAAUCGGCGGAGGCGGCGGCGGCGGCUUCGGCGGCGGUUUCGGAGGCGGCUUCGGCGGCGGUACCACCGUUCAGAAGCACAUCUACGUCCACGUUCCUCCACCAGAGCCCGAGGAGUUCAGGCCACAAAGACCUAUCUCUGUAGGACAGGCCCAGAAGCACUACAAGAUCAUCUUCAUCAAGGCACCAAGUGCACCAACUCCAACUGCUCCCGUUAUUCCUCUUCAACCUCAGAAUGAAGAGAAGACCUUGGUCUACGUUUUGGUCAAGAAACCUGAAGAUGCGCCUGAAAUUAACAUUCCUACUCCAGCGCCAACUCAGCCCAGCAAACCGGAAGUCUACUUCAUCAGAUACAAGACUCAGAAAGCUGCCGGAGGCGGUGGCGGAAUCGGCGGCGGUAUUGGUGGCGGAAUUGGCGGAGGCAUUGGAGGCGGCAUCGGAGGUGGAAUCGGCGGUGGAAUUGGAGGCGGCAUCGGUGGAGGUCUCGGAGACGGCAUCGGAGGAGGCAUUGGAGGAGGCCACGGCGGAGGCAUCGGUGGCGGAAUCGGUGGCGGAAUCGGCGGCGGAAUCGGCGGCGGCCACGGCGGCGGCAUCGGCGGCGGCAUUGGAGGUGGCCAUGGUGGUGGUGCCGGUGGUGGUAUCUCUUCCAGUUAUGGUCCUCCUGGCAAAUCUGGUCCAUAUUAAGAUACUCAGUUACCUCGGUGGCGGCGUUAGGUCUUAGCGUCGCCGCCUUCAUCGGUCGCCCCCUCUUUGGAUGGGGUUUCAUGAUUGUGAUGCGGAAGUGAGGGUGAAGUUUUUCAAAUCAGCCGUUUUAAGACUAAGUUCGCCGUAUUUGAAUUCUUCACUGGAGGGUUUGGGGAUUUCAUUCGAUGCUUCCGUAUUUCUUGUAAAUAUCGUGCAAUGUGUUAUUUUCUAUUUUUGUAUAUUGUAAUAUAAUGAAUACGGUGACAAAUAAAUGUAUUUUUUUAAA